CACAAUCAUUCCCAGACUCCGGAUUCUACGUGUGUGACUAAAGACUAGAGAAUGUACUGAAAGUCAGUUUCGGACGUUUUAGUGCGAUUUGAAAAAAAGGCGAAGCGGUAUUUUCUUCCUUAUCCCCCCUUCAAGACGGACCAGUUUGGACUCUACCGACUUACCGCAAUAAGGUGGGCUUACCCCAAGUUUGAAUUGACACACGAGUCUCAACCCGAAAGUAACUUCGUGAGGCUAGAGGACUUUAUAGCCACAGCUGGGACAAAUUUUCUCUUCAUUUGAAAAGAAAGGAUGUAUCGAAACUUUGGGAAUCAAGGACGAGGCAACCCGGCCUACUCAGGCAGCAGCUCUGGGUCAAACACCGGAUCACACACCAGCACCACAACUACACAACAGGAGCAGAAAUUUGCCAUAGCAGGCAGCAGCCAGUUUGUACCAAGCCUCAAUGCCAUCACAUCCAGCCAGGACCUCCAGUGGCUGGUCCAACCCUCCCUUAUGCAUUCACCGGGCCCUUCAAGAUCACCAGUACCUCCUUACCCAACCCUCUCAGGGGCCCGGGCGAUGGGUCCACCACCUUCCCAGUCCCAUCUUCUCAGACCAGGGGUCAUAAGAGCAGCUGCAAAUACUACAGCUUCAACAAGGCGCAGAAACGAUGAACAUUUAUCCCAUGAAGAGAUGGAAAGACGCAGAGUAAGAAGGGAGCGGAAUAAAUUGGCUGCAGCAAAAUGUCGCAAUCGCCGACGGGAGCUCACAGACUCACUGCAAAAUGAGACUGACCAGCUGGAGGAUGAAAAAUCCCGUUUACAGAAGGAAAUAGCUGAAUUGCAAAAGGAGAGAGACAAGCUUGAGCUUGUCCUGGAAGCUCACCGUCCCAUCUGUAAAAUAGAGGAUUCCGAUUCAGAUUCUGACCCAAAUCCAUCAAUUUCCUCUUUGGGAGGCGUCAAAAUGGAGCAAGAGGACUCCAGCAGACCUGGAACCUCAACCAAACUUCCAACAAAGAUGGAGAAACCCAAACCAAAGAUAACUCUCCCCACCAAGCCUGUGACAUCAUCGGCCUCUGCUGUUGCCACUGAAUCAGAGUCGCUCCACACCCCGAUUCUCACAUCCACUCCCUCGCUAAUGGCAUUCACAGCCGGUAUGGUUUUCACUUAUCCCUCUGCCUCUUUAGACACCAGCGCCUCCAUCACGUCCCAUGCUACAUCACAUCAGGGAAAUGUCCAACAGUCUCAUGCCCCACAGCCCUGUGGGAUAGCUCAUCGCCGCAGCAGCAGCAGUGGUGACCAAUCAGAUCACUCCCUGCACUCCCCGACUAUCCUCACAUUGUGACUGACGGCCCUGUGAUCCUGGCAAAACACUAAUGUUCAUUUCAACGUAGUCCAUGUCUGUGUGUGUGUGACAAAAAGGAUCUCUGGGAAACCUGACCUAAAUGAAAACGAUGAUUGUAAUAACCAUUUCAAAAUGAACUAUGUGCAUCUGCUUCAUUUAAUAUCUUUAGAAAAUGUAUUCUUUUUAUUAAUAGAUAACACACAAAUUAGUGGCAUUAUCAGGAUAUGAAUGUUACACUCUUUUUAGAUUUGAUAUAAAUAUAGACUUUAUAUUUUAAAAGCUAUGAGGUAGAAUGGGUAUGUUUGAGGUGAAGAAUUGCAUGCACAAUAUAUUCUCAACAAAAGCCUUUUACAAAUAACUGAUAACACCAUCUAAUGAUAGAUAAAAAUAAUAUUUAUAAUAAUUAUACUUUACAUUAUGUUGCAUUUAAUGACUUGUUACAUUUUUAUGUCAUGUUAUGUAACACUUUAUAAAUGUCCUCACCAAGGCAUAUAGAGAACUUAUUGGUUUUUUUUCUAUAUGAAUCUUAAGAAUUCUAAUAUAGUCUAUGCAAAUCAUUGACCACUAAGGCUGGGCCAUAGGAGUUGAUAUAGAUUACAUGAUCACAUAUUUAUUUUUUAAGAGUGUAAUAUAUUUUUGAUAAUGUUUUAAUUUUCUGUGGCAAUUGAACUGUUAUGGUGGGCAGUGCCUUACUUUUAACUUUUGUCAAAGCUGUACUACUUCACAGAUAAUAAAGAACAAAUGUUCAAAAAUGUG
Molecule: messenger RNA, 2082 nt
Organism: Seriola aureovittata
Lineage: Eukaryota; Metazoa; Chordata; Actinopteri; Carangiformes; Carangidae
Gene: fosl1a
Product: FOS like 1, AP-1 transcription factor subunit a
Exons: 4
Coding region: 292-1326 (344 amino acids)
Biological process (GO): regulation of transcription by RNA polymerase II
Cellular component (GO): nucleus
Molecular function (GO): DNA-binding transcription factor activity, RNA polymerase II-specific; RNA polymerase II cis-regulatory region sequence-specific DNA binding
Source: RefSeq, a predicted model, not a curated record